AUGCCUCACCCGGAGCCACGUGUGGAUGGACCUAGAUUCGGGAGCACAUUGGAGUUGCAUUUUUGUGCCUCCUGCACCACCCAGCACCUCAUCAGCAAGGACGCCAAGGUCAUCCUAUCAAGCCACUUGGUACUGAUGAAAUUAGUGAAGCAGGAAAUGGCAUGA
Miscanthus lutarioriparius is the source of this 165-nucleotide messenger RNA. The record is from the annotation of a GenBank genome assembly. Lineage: Eukaryota; Viridiplantae; Streptophyta; Magnoliopsida; Poales; Poaceae.